CGCCGCCGGGUCGUCCGACCAUCCUGAACGCCGGCGGGCACGCGAUCGAGCGUCUCACCCGGAGGCGGGUACCGGGAGGGCGAGAUGGUCCAGCUGACCUGCAGCUCCUCCGGAGGCAACCCGCCGCCCAACAUCACCUGGUGGCAAGACAGCGAACUACUGGACAGCUCGUGGCACCAGACGCCGUCCGGCAGUAUCCAGAACCACGUGACCGUGGGUCCGCUGACUCGGGCCGACGUGGGUCAGGAGUACACCUGCUGGGCCACCAACCACGUGCAGGCGCCGCCCAAGUCCACCGCCGUCGCCAUCGAUAUGCUGCUGCGUCCACUGAGCGUGCGACUGCUGGGCUCGAACAACCCGCUGUCGGCGGGCGUGACGUACCAGCUGGUGUGCCAGAGCGCCGGGUCCAGGCCGGCUGCCGUCAUCUCCUGGUGGAAGGACGGCCGCGAGCUCACCGCUACUGACGAGAAUCGGAGUCACGACGGCAACGUGACGACGUCACGCGUCAGCUUCCGGCCGGAGGUGCAGGACGACGGUCAGGUGGUGCUCUGCCGCGCCCACAACCCGCUGCUCAGCGCUGCCAUCGAGGACUCCUGGCAGCUCAGCAUCCGCUACGCGCCGGUGGUGCAGCUGAAGACGUGGUCGUCGCAGCCAGGCCGCGCCGUCCAGGAGGGGCACGACGUCUACUUCAAGUGCAUCGUCAAGGCCAACCCACCCGCCCUUCGGCUUGUAUGGAGGUUGAACGGUGUGCCGCUGGUGAGCGACCCGCGCCGCGACCUGGUGCUGGCCAAUGACACGCUCGUGCUGCACCACGUGACCCGGAACGCCUCGGGCGACUACUCGUGCUCGGCCUUCAACGACGAGGGGACGGGCGAGAGCGCCGUGGCCCGACUGCGCGUGCGCUACGCACCCCGGUGCGCCCCGGACCAGACGACACAGUACGGUGUGUCUCGCGGCGAGACCAUCUACGUCCGGUGCCAGGUGACCGCCGAGCCGGCGCCCUUUCGCUUCUCGUGGGCGUUCAACUCGUCAGGUCACCUGAUCGACGUGCCUGAGUCACACUCGGAGAGCACGGGCCUGACGAGCCUGUGCCGCUACACUCCGCGCACGCUGCUCGACUACGGCCCGCUGCUGUGCUGGGCCGAGAACGAGCUGGCCCGCCAGAGCCAGCCCUGCGUGUUCCGGAUCGUGCCGGCAGAGCGUCCAGACGGCCUCAGCAACUGCAGCGUCAUCAACGGCACGUCCGACUCACUGCGCGUUCACUGCGCGCCGGGCCAUGACGGCGGCCUGCGGCAGACGUUUGUGCUGGAGCUGACUGACAUCCAGCGGCAGACGCUGGUGACCAAUAUCUCCUCCGAUGUGCCCAGGUUCGUGGCUCAGGGCCUGCUGCCGGGCCGACGGUACCUGCUGGCCAUUUACGCCCGCAACAGUAAGGGCCGUGGCGACCGCUACAUCACGACGGCCGUCACGCCCGAGGACGUGGCCCAAAGGGUUAUCGCCGAGGGCGCCGAGCAGCCGUCAGACGCGCCUGUGCUGCUGACACCGCUGGUGGGCGUGCUACUCGGGGUGGUCGGCGUGCUCCUGCUCCUGGCCGUGGUGGUGGUGGCUGGCAUACGUGUCCGGGCCAGACGCAGGGCCAAGAGAAGAGACCAGCCGCCGGCCGUCGCGCCAGACGACGGCGAUGGCAACAUGCAGUCGGCGCUGGACCUGAAACAGAAGGGCAGCGCCGAGACACUACCUCUGGAGUACCUGGACCCCGAGGAGAAGCACAUGAUUGAGCGGCUCAGUCAGCCACACUGCCGCUCGCUGCGGCCGCCGCCGGGGGCGCACCGUGCCGGCGACGCCACCGCCGGUGGCACCCUGGUCAGCCUCAGGAAGGGUCACCACUCCCGACCCCCUUCAGGACCGCUGCCGGCGGCGGACGUGCUGUACGCGUCCGUGCCGUGCCUGGCGAGGAGGUCCGCCGCGGACGUGCCGGCGGACGUGCGGACAGACGUGCGGACGGACGUGCGGACGGACCGAGUGCCGCCGCGUCCCGUUCGUCCGCACGAGAUCGAGCCCUUUCUGCCUCGAGGCGACCACCGGGAGAGCUCGGUAUAGAUAUGUCUGCCAACACGCUUGCCGUAGAGGACUCGUCUGACGUGGAGCCGUACAUGAGCCGUGCUGCCGACUCAGCCAGUCAGGAAACUGUGAUACACGUGGCCGCCUCGCGUCUCUCCACACAGUUUUAGCGCGAGCUCGAACACCGCCCUUCCCACGACC
Molecule: messenger RNA, 2262 nt
Organism: Pollicipes pollicipes
Lineage: Eukaryota; Metazoa; Arthropoda; Thecostraca; Pollicipedomorpha; Pollicipedidae
Product: nephrin
Exons: 15
Coding region: 85-2100 (671 amino acids)
Molecular function (GO): protein binding
Source: RefSeq, a predicted model, not a curated record